AUGUCACAGGAUGAGCAGACUCUGCUGAAAGUCACUUCAAGUUGCGCGGACAAUCCUCCAAGUACCGACGACAUGCUCGACGAUACCCCGAUUACAAUUCCGCGUUCUCAAUUCCAGCUCCUCCAUCUUCAUAUCAACGAACUUCAGAAAGACGUCCAAGAAGCCAAGGAAGAGUCAGCGCAUUACAUGAAAGCUGCUAAAGACAUACCUAAGAGCAAAUUCAGCAUUCAUAAGAAGACCGAGAAGCUGUUUCAGGAUAUGGAUCUCGCAAAGAGUCGGGCCAAGAGGCAUAUUGGCAAACGUAUGUCAGAGAUGGACGAGCGUUGGUUUGAGGGGAAGAAGCGAAAUCGAAUUCUUACCGAAGAGAUAGCGCAGUUGAGGAUGAUGCUUGCGACUACUAUCCGCAAGCGCCAACACGAAGGGCGGAAGAAUACUACUGUCAAGUCUGAUGUAGGAAGAGAUGUGGAGAAUGAUAUGAGAUCAAAUCGAAAGAAGAGGAAGGCGGUGGAGGAGGCGGACACAACCAUACAAGAAUGCUCAACUUCAUUCAAGAAAAUGAAGGUUAAUGAGACCGUCAGAGGUUCCGAGGAAGGUUAUAUGACCAAUGAAGGAGUGGAAGUGAUGCCUUCUGAAGGGAACUCGGAGCACGAUGUCCAGGGAAUGGUAGAGGAAGCUGUUGAACAAGCUUUUGCAGACGUUUUGGCUGGGUGCGCUGCCCUGAAGCAGGAAGUGGAUGAUUGUGACAUAAUUGCAGAAAGAUAG
Messenger RNA from Mollisia scopiformis, 762 nucleotides. RefSeq lists its product as uncharacterized. Lineage: Eukaryota; Fungi; Ascomycota; Leotiomycetes; Helotiales; Mollisiaceae. The transcript has a single exon. Bases 1 to 762 code for a protein of 253 amino acids. The record is from RefSeq and is a predicted model, not a curated record.